Tyto alba (common barn owl) is the source of this 2655-nucleotide messenger RNA. RefSeq names its product calcium voltage-gated channel auxiliary subunit beta 3 (gene CACNB3). Gene Ontology annotation, biological process: regulation of voltage-gated calcium channel activity; chemical synaptic transmission; calcium ion transmembrane transport. Gene Ontology annotation, molecular function: high voltage-gated calcium channel activity; protein binding. The coding region runs from base 118 to 1659 and encodes 513 amino acids. Gene Ontology annotation, cellular component: voltage-gated calcium channel complex. The record is from RefSeq and is a predicted model, not a curated record. Lineage: Eukaryota; Metazoa; Chordata; Aves; Strigiformes; Tytonidae. The transcript is spliced from 14 exons.
GAUGCGGAGCGCGGCAGUGGCGGCGGCGGCGGCGCGGCCCUUCCCGGCGGAGAGCCGCGGUCCGGUGCGGGGCGGCCCCGCCGGGAUCCCGGGGGGUUCCGGUAGGUGCCGCCGGGCAUGUCCGCCCCGGCGCAGCCCGCCGCUCCCGGCUCCUUCCAGAGCCCCCGGAGGCUCCCGAAGCGCAAGAGCCGCUUCAAGCGCUCGGACGGCAGCACCUCGUCCGACACCACCUCCAGCAUCCUCCGCAGGCAGGGCUCGGCGGACUCCUACACCAGCCGCCCGUCCCUGGACUCCGACGUGUCCCUGGACGAGGACCGUGAGGGUGCCCGGCGCGAGGUGGAGAGCCAGGCCCAGCAGCAGCUCGAGAGGGCCAAGCACAAGCCGGUCGCCUUCGCCGUGCGCACCAAUGUCAGCUACUGCGGGGCGCUGGAUGAGGAGUGCCCGGUCCAGGGAGCCGCCAUCAACUUUGAAGCCAAAGAUUUCCUGCACAUCAAAGAGAAAUAUAGCAAUGACUGGUGGAUUGGGCGCCUAGUGAAGGAGGGGGGGGACAUCGCCUUCAUCCCCAGCCCCCAGCGCCUGGAAGCCAUGAGGCUGAAGCAGGAGCAGAAAGCCAGGAGAGCUGGCAAUGCCUCGGGCCUCGGCGACAGCGGGAACCGGCGAUCGCCUCCCCCCUCCUUAGCCAAGCAGAAGCAGAAGCAGACACAGCACAUCCCACCCUACGAUGUGGUCCCCUCCAUGCGGCCCGUGGUGCUGGUGGGGCCCUCGCUGAAAGGAUACGAGGUCACCGACAUGAUGCAGAAAGCCCUCUUCGACUUCCUCAAGCACAGAUUUGAUGGCAGGAUCUCCAUCACCCACAUCACAGCUGACCUCUCCCUGGCCAAGCGCUCCAUCCUCAACAACCUGGGCAAGCAGGCCAUCCUGGAGCGUUCCACCGCCCGCUCCAGCAUCGCCGAAGUGCAGAGCGAGAUCGAGCGCAUCUUCGAGCUGGCCAAGUCCCUGCAGCUGGUGGUGCUGGAUGCCGACACCAUCAACCACCCGGCCCAACUGGCCAAGACCUCUCUGGCACCCAUCAUCGUCUACGUCAAGGUGUCCUCGCCCAAGGUCCUGCAGCGGCUCAUCAAGUCCCGGGGCAAGUCCCAGGUGAAGCACCUCAACGUGCAGAUGAUGGCAGCCGACAAGCUGGUGCAGUGUCCCCCGGAGCUUUUCGACGUGAUCCUGGAUGAGAACCAGCUGGAGGACGCCUGCGAGCACUUGGCUGAAUACCUGGAGGUGUACUGGCGUGCCACGCACCACCCGCCGCAUGCCCCCCACGCUGUGCCCUCGCCCACCGGCCUCCCUGGCCUGCAGCCGCGUCCCUGCCCACAGAGCCAGCAGCUGCUGGGGGAGCGGGGGGAGCACUCGCCGCUGGAGCACGACAGCCUGAUGCCGUCGGACGAGGCGGGGGAGACCUCACCCCAACCUUGGGGGGCCGCGUCCCAGCGCAGCUCCCGGCACUUGGAGGAGGAAGAGGAGUACGCGGACCCCUACCCCGACCUCUACCAACCCCACCGGCACCACAACAGCGGGCUGCAGGGCCCUGGCGCGCCGGAUCGCCAAACCGAGCGGAACCACGACAGGAACUGGCAGCGCAGCCGGCCCUGGGCCAAGGACAGCUAUUAGGGGCAGGGAGAUGGGGGGCAGGGGGUGGAGUGGGGGGAUAGCACGGCUGGGAACCGGCCCCCCCACACCCCCCCUGCCUCAAAACUCCGGGCGCUCCCCCGCCUCGCCCCAGCCCCGCGCUGGGGGUGCUCAGACAAUCUCCCUCUCUCGGGGGGAAAAUCCUCCGCACCGGCAGCUUCCUCGCGCCCGGCCCCCGGGCACGUCUUCAGCCAUAAGCACAGGGAGGGGGGGGGGGCUGGCACAUCCAGGAUGCCCUGGGACACCCCCCCACUCCCCCCCCCCCCCCCGGCUCUCGGGGACCUGGGGACAGCCACAUGCCUUCUCCCUGCCUCAGUUUCCCCGCCUGGCCCCCCGCGUCGCCGGCUGUCUCAUUCCCCGCACGGCAGCUGCCAUAAUCAGAGGGUGCCUUCCCCCUUGAAAGACCUGGGGGCCAGGUAAUGGGGGGGGGGGGGGGAGACGACGAUGGUUUUAGCAGUGUCCCCCGUCCCGAGGAAGAGGGGAAGGUGCCUGUUCCACCACUCCCCCCCCCCGCCCCUGCAUGGAACCCCUGGGAGGAGGGGGCCGCACCAGUCGCUUUGCUCUGCACCGAUCUCUCCCCGUCACCGCAGCCAAACCACUUCCCUCCACCCCCCCAACCCUGGGGAUGGGGGACAGAUGGGGGUGGCCAGACCCCAGACUAGAGAUGGGGGGGGCUGGGGGGCUGCUCCAUGCCUGCACUCGCUGCUCCAUCCCCCCCACCACCACUUCCCCGCGUAGCCGUCACCGCACAGUCCUGUAAAUACGGCGCCCACCGCCCUCAGCCGGGGAAUGCCCAGUGGAGGGGCCCAGCCCUGGGCUGACCCCCCCCCCCCCAAACUCCCCCCCGGGGCCUUUCGCAGGGAGCCGGCCUGAGCCGGUGGGUUGGGGACGGGUGGGGGCUACAGAUUUGUUAUAAUUUCUUUUGUAGAAAGCACUGAUUUCCCUGUAACUGGUUUCAGAAACACAAGAGUGCUCGGA